Messenger RNA from Rattus rattus (black rat), 2424 nucleotides. RefSeq names its product hormonally up-regulated Neu-associated kinase (gene Hunk). Gene Ontology annotation, cellular component: cytoplasm. The record is from RefSeq and is a predicted model, not a curated record. The transcript is spliced from 11 exons. Gene Ontology annotation, molecular function: protein serine/threonine kinase activity; ATP binding. Gene Ontology annotation, biological process: intracellular signal transduction; protein phosphorylation. Bases 79 to 2223 code for a protein of 714 amino acids. Lineage: Eukaryota; Metazoa; Chordata; Mammalia; Rodentia; Muridae.
GGCGGCGGCAGGAGGAGCCGGGGCAGCCCCGGGAGCCGAAGGAGGAGAGGCUUCAAGCGCGGGAGCCGAGCGAGCGCGAUGCCGGCUGCGGCGGGGGACGGGCUCUUGGGCGAGCCGGCGGCGCCGGGGGGCGACGGAGGCGCGGAGGACACGGCCAGGCCGGCGGCGGCCUGCGAGGGAAGUUUCCUGCCCGCCUGGGUGAGCGGCGUGUCCCGCGAGCGGCUCCGGGACUUCCAGCAUCACAAGCGCGUGGGCAACUACCUCAUCGGCAGCAGGAAGCUGGGAGAAGGCUCCUUCGCCAAGGUGCGCGAGGGGCUGCACGUGCUGACCGGAGAGAAGGUGGCCAUCAAAGUCAUUGAUAAGAAGAGAGCCAAAAAGGAUACCUACGUUACCAAAAACCUGCGUCGAGAGGGGCAGAUCCAGCAGAUGAUCCGCCAUCCCAACAUCACGCAGCUCCUGGACAUCUUAGAGACAGAGAACAGCUACUACCUGGUCAUGGAGCUGUGUCCCGGCGGCAACCUCAUGCACAAGAUCUACGAAAAGAAGCGGCUAGAUGAGGCGGAGGCCCGCAGAUACAUCCGGCAGCUCAUCUCUGCCGUGGAACACCUGCACCGUGCCGGGGUGGUGCACAGAGACUUGAAGAUAGAGAAUUUGCUCCUAGAUGAAGACAAUAAUAUCAAGCUGAUUGACUUUGGUUUGAGCAACUGUGCAGGGAUCCUGGGUUACUCUGACCCAUUCAGCACACAGUGUGGCAGCCCUGCCUAUGCCGCCCCAGAACUGCUUGCCAGGAAGAAAUAUGGCCCCAAAAUUGAUGUCUGGUCAAUAGGUGUGAACAUGUAUGCCAUGUUGACCGGGACCCUGCCUUUCACCGUGGAGCCUUUCAGCCUGAGGGCUCUGUACCAGAAGAUGGUGGACAAAGAAAUGAAUCCCCUCCCGACCCAGCUCUCCACAGGGGCCAUCAACUUUCUGCGCUCUCUCCUGGAACCAGACCCAGUGAAGAGGCCCAAUAUCCAGCAAGCGCUGGCAAAUCGUUGGCUAAAUGAGAAUUACACUGGGAAAGUGCCCUGCAACGUCACCUACCCCAACAGGAUUUCUCUGGAGGAUCUGAGCCCCAGCGUGGUGCUGCACAUGACUGAAAAGCUGGGCUACAAGAACAGUGACGUCAUCAACACGGUGCUCUCCAACCGCGCCUGCCACAUCCUGGCCAUCUACUUCCUGUUGAACAAGAAACUUGAGCGUUAUCUGUCAGGGAAAUCGGACAUCCAAGACAGCAUCUGCUACAAGACCCAGCUCUACCAGAUAGAGAAGUGCAGAGCUACCAAGGAACCCUAUGAGGCCUCCCUGGAUACCUGGACAAAGGACUUUGAACUCCAUGCUGUGCAGGAUAAAAAGCCCAAAGAACAAGAUAAAAGAGCUGAUUUUCUUCAUCGUCCAUUUUCCAAGAAGUUGGACAAGAGCCUGUCUUCUCACAAACAGCCGUUGCCCUCACUGAUCACACAGAUCCAGAAUACCAAAGCCCUGCUCAAAGACCGGAAGGCCUCCAAGUCAGGCUUCGGCGACAAAGACUCCUUCGGCUGCCGAAAUCUUUUCCGAAAGACCUCAGAUUCCAAUUGUGUGGCCUCCUCUUCCAUGGAAUUCAUCCCUGUCCCACCUCCCAGGACACCAAGGAUUGUAAAGAAGCAAGAGGCACACCAGCCAGGGCCGGGAAGUGCCAGCGUGCUCCCCAAGGAAGAGCCCCUGCUGCUGGACAUGGUUCGCUCCUUUGAGUCAGUGGAUCGAGAGGACCACAUAGAACUGCUGUCCUCUUCCCACCAUUAUAGGAUCCUGAGCUCCCCUGUGAGCUUGGCGCGUAGGAAUUCUGGUGAGAGGACACUCUCCCCAGGGCUGCUGUCCGGAAGCACGUCACCUCUCCAAACGCCUCUGCAUUCCACGCUGGUCUCUUUCACUCACGAAGAAAAGAACAGCCCCCCGAAAGAGGAGGGUGUGUGUUCACCACCUCCGGUCCCCAGCAAUGGCCUCCUGCAGCCUCUGGGGAGCCCCAACUGUGUGAAAAGCAGGGGAAGGUUCCCCAUGAUGGGCAUUGGACAGAUGCUCAGGAAGCGGCACCAGAGCCUGCAGCCUUCCUCAGAGAGGUCCCUGGAGGCCAGUAUGUCCCCUCUGCAGCCCACAGCCCCCUCCAGCCUCUCCUUCGACAUGGCCGACGGUGUCAAGGGCCAGUGUUGACCUAGGAUGGUGAGAUUCUGGGUCUCUGAGGAAGGCCGUGGAAUGGCGUUCCACACAUGCUUCAGGGCACGAGUGAACAAGCCUACGGGAGCAUCUUUCAUUCUUUUAUUCCUGCUACACGAAGUCCCACGCUCAUAUCAGCUAAAAUCCACAGACUCUAAGUCCACACACUCACUUAGGGACCCUGGGAGAUGCUGAGAU